This is a messenger RNA of Bactrocera neohumeralis, 1107 nucleotides long. RefSeq names its product trypsin-2-like. Gene Ontology annotation, biological process: proteolysis. Gene Ontology annotation, molecular function: serine-type endopeptidase activity. The record is from RefSeq and is a predicted model, not a curated record. Lineage: Eukaryota; Metazoa; Arthropoda; Insecta; Diptera; Tephritidae. The transcript is spliced from 3 exons. Bases 75 to 1073 code for a protein of 332 amino acids.
AUGAAUCUACAAAUCUAUUAUACAAAUUUCACUUUUUAUUUGUCUAAUAAAAAAAUGUAAUUUUUGUGACAUCAAUGUCGACAUCUCUGCAAUUUUCGCCUAUUCUCUAUUGUAUCACAUUAUAUUUGUUACUCAUCGAAAAUGUCCGCAGUCUUAAGAACAUCAGCGGCCAUCACGAUUAUUACCACCAUCAGCAGCCAAGUAAAAAGUUCAAAUUACCUAUGAACAUAUCUAAUUUGUCGCAGGAGGAGAGAAAGUAUAAAAUGCUUGUUACGGAGGGACAUACUGAGAGGAACUAUAGGAACUUUUACACUGUGCUACAAAGAAACAUCGUUUCCAUACGCACCGCUCGAGCGACCGCUUACUUCGGAGAUAAUCACAUUUGUGCGGGCUCAAUCAUAUCGGACGAUCUAAUAUUAACUGCGGCGCAUUGCGUAAUCGAUCGCCGCAAGAUUGUGACACGUAGUCAUCGUAUUAUAGUGGUUGGUGGUACACCAAAUCGUUUGAAUCCGUACGUAGGAACAGUCGAAAUGAAAGUACUCGAUGUGAUCCCACAUCACGACUUUGUACCAGAUGGUGCUCACGAUAUAGCAUUAUUGCGUCUCGCUGACAACUUUCGCGACGACAAUGAUUUUAUUCGAGUGAUUCCUCUUUCCAAUGGAAUAAUACCAAACGGCACAAUAUGCACGAUCAUUGGUUGGGGUCAAAUCUUUUAUCGUGGUCCCUACUCAGGUGAUGCUAUACAUGGUGCUAUGAUGGUGUUUUCUUAUAAUUAUUGUCUACAAUUUUAUCCAAAUGUAUUUGAUGAGACGAUGAUGUGUGCCAUCAGGGCAGACGCAUGGGAUGUUAACACAUGUCGUGGUGACGCGGGUGGUCCGCUAAUUUGCGGUGGUCGUGUAGCCGGUGUUGUUUCUUGGCGAUCGUAUUGUGGAAGAGGCACGAAACCAACGGUAUUUGCUAGCGUAUAUCAUCAUCGUGAUUGGAUCAAAAGGGCAAGCUGUGCAAAUAUAUUAAAGUCACUAAAAUCACUACUCUUGUUAUUAUAUAUGCUGUGCAUUUAUAUCUUAAAAUGAUUCUAUAUAUCCAUAUGCGUAUAGCUUAUGUGAG